This is a messenger RNA of Knipowitschia caucasica, 309 nucleotides long. NCBI's taxonomy places the organism in Eukaryota, Metazoa, Chordata, Actinopteri, Gobiiformes, Gobiidae. The record is from the annotation of a GenBank genome assembly.
AUGCGCUGUAGACUUAAAACCACGGGAUCAGACCUGAUACACAGUAACAAUUGUGGCGCAGGCUGGAUGGGUGUUAGACGGAUGGUGUUACCCAAGAUGGUCGUAGGUCAUACGGCUCGGCGGGUGGUCUCUCUCGUUGAGGGCCGCUGGGGUUAUCAGCUCAUCGGUUCCCUCUCAAUCACAGCAGGCGGUGGGGGGUCCAGUGGAAUUAACCACAGUCGGAAUCUGCCUCCUCACGAGAGCAUGCUCCUCAGCAAGCAGCUCCGGCACGUCCAUGGUAUCACCACCAAUGACCAUGUGUGGUUAUAA